UAUCAGGCAGACACGCUGCUGUCGGGCCAGCCCACUAAACCCAUUGCAAGUGUGUUGUGAGUUUUUGUUUUUUAUUUUAUUACUGUCAUGGUGCGUACAACCGUCGCAGUUGGCCUUUAACGCUUUGUUUAUCGGUGGUAUAACGAAUCGCAGCCUAGUCAACCCGCAACCUAGUGAAAAACAUUGAUACGGACUUAAUCACGGUGCAUUUGGUGACGUUGUUCCGGUGGCUGCUGUUGCGACGACGACAACAAGAUGGCUUCGACAAGUUGGUAUUCGCAGGAGCAAACACCAGACCGGACCGGUCAGGAUUCGGAACUAAUGGAAGGGAUCUCCGCGGGACAGCGCUUUUGUCGGUUGUGUCUAUCGAAGGAGCAGCAACUGAAGCCAUUGUUUCCCCCGGACGGGAUGCCGGAUGAAAUGCUGCUGCAGAAAAUUUUAAACUGUCUAACGAUUGCGCUCUCGUUCGAUGAGGAUUACGAUUCUUUCAUAUGUCGAAUAUGCAUACAGGAGGUCACGAAAUUCUUUUUCUACAAGGAACAGUGUUUGACAAAUGACUCGAUUCUGCGAGGCCGCCGGAAACCGGAUAAGAUACCGCUGUAUGGAGACAGUGGUACUCCUGUUGGAAAUAAUGGAGCCUUGAGUGGAGACGAGGAGGAAUAUGAUGGUGAUCCGAUUGAUUCGGAUGAAUUUGAUAUUCGGGAUGCAGAUGAUGAUGAAAGAGACUUUUUAAAUAACGAUCAAACUCAAACUGGUGAAGACGAAGAUGAUGGUGAUGAUGUUGAUUAUGAGUAUGAGGGUGAGGCAGAUGGUGAUAAUGAUGAUUCUAUGCAAUUUGAAGUAUCAGGAUUGAAACCAUUGCCUAAGCAGAGGGCUCGGAGGGAGAAUGUUCAAGACUAUUAUCAUGGAGGCUUCCGGUAUACCUGUGCCACCUCUCGCGCCAAUGGCAAAGUCCACUGGCGUUGCAUGUAUAAAUCCAAGCUAAAAUGUCGUGCAGCCAUUCUGGUGGCCUCGGAUGGCACCGUUACCCGUGGCCCUAAUCGGCACAAUCAUCAUCCGGAUAGUAAAACUGUACCUCCUUGUCCGGCUAGCGGAACAAUUCUGGAUAUGCACACAGGGCGUAAAGUUUCCUACAAACUUAUCAACAGUGAUCGCAGUCGAAUCAAUCGAAUGCAAAUUAUCUGUAAUGGUUACAAAUUUCGCUACGCAAGAACAACUCAGAAACAGACCACUUACUGGCGCUGCAUGAAACACAACGGAAAAGAGAACUGUAAGGCAGUGUUAUCGUUUCGGAUGGACUUUAGUGCUUGCUCAUCUAAUGGUCACGGUCACAAUCAUCCUGCCCAGUAUGACAUGAACGAACCUCUACCGCCUAAUCUUCAACUGCCGGCGCAACGAGAAGCGGUUAAACAGCCGCAGCUUGUCAUCCAAACGAAUGGCAAUUCGACAUCACCUGGAAGUUCCAUCCAGAAAGGUCGAUGGAAUGUGAUGCUUCACAAGGGUUACGAGUUUGGGUUCCCACGUGCUGACCGAAUGAAUAUGAGGUGGGCAUGCUAUAAGAAAAGCUCCUUCAACUGCCCGGCUAACCUUUACACGAAUCGAGGCGGUCGAGUCAUCAAAGAAAGUGAUUGGGCUCAUAAUCAUGGUCCUAAGGAUGACUACGCUAAGGAUGCCAUCAUCGAUGGUUUAAUGCUGGAUGCUCGAACCAAAGAACGGAUUCCGUACAAACUGAUACCCGGCAAGCGUGGUCAGCGGUUUGUCGUGCACAAUGGCUACCGAUACUCAUCGGAUCGAUUGAUCAGCGAUGGACGAAUUGCAUGGAAGUGCACCAAAUGUAAGGUGUUUAUCAUCAUCGGAGGUCGCUUCGGAACGAUGGAGGAUCGCGGUGGGGAACAUGAGCACGAACAGGACGAGAGCGAUGCGUUGUUCUCGUAUCAAGAGGAACACACGCAGUCCCGUGAUGAUACGGUCGAUCGGAUAAAGGAGGAUCCCAGAUCGUCGGAAGAUGACCAGUCUAAUGGAGCGGUCGAUGUGAAAAAGGAACAGACGGGCGACGAGGACGAAGAAGAGAAUAUCGCCGAUGAGGAUGAAGAUUUGUUUAUAAUUCCGUAAAAAAUGUCCCACGAGAAUAUAAACAGACAGAGGAAAAAAGAUUGUGACACUAGCGGUAAGAUUAGUAAGUUAUUCUGCUCCGGAUAGUCAUUAGAAAUGUAGUGACAGCAAAAUUCUACUAUGGUCAAACAGAAAUUGUACAUAUAUAGCUUAGUAAUGUUUAA
Molecule: messenger RNA, 2276 nt
Organism: Wyeomyia smithii (pitcher-plant mosquito)
Lineage: Eukaryota; Metazoa; Arthropoda; Insecta; Diptera; Culicidae
Exons: 3
Coding region: 256-2112 (618 amino acids)
Cellular component (GO): nucleus
Molecular function (GO): zinc ion binding
Source: RefSeq, a predicted model, not a curated record